This is a messenger RNA of Hemibagrus wyckioides, 3964 nucleotides long. RefSeq lists its product as uncharacterized. The transcript has 33 exons. NCBI's taxonomy places the organism in Eukaryota, Metazoa, Chordata, Actinopteri, Siluriformes, Bagridae. Bases 612 to 3794 code for a protein of 1060 amino acids. Gene Ontology annotation, biological process: cell-matrix adhesion. The record is from RefSeq and is a predicted model, not a curated record.
UAUUCAAAGCAAUUAACAUUAGUUAACAUUAUUUUAGUUUAAAACAAGCAUGAGCCGAACCUUGCACAUGAAAAGGGAGGCAAAAUCAUCGCAAAGUCAACGGUUAGCCUAACAGUUAAGUUACUAACCUAGCGUAGCACGCACUUCAGGGAUGGAUGGGUUUGGAGCCAUUACACGAGACUGAAACAACGUAACGUCAGAAGCUAACGUUAAGCAGAAAACAGGUCUGCAGCAGUAAUUAGCUGAGAGAAAUAGCGAGGAUAGUCCGUUUCAAGUCAAGUCAAGUGACGAGGUUAACUAGCCUGUUAACAAGCAAGCUGGCUCGCUUACUCCCCAUCGGCUAACAGUAAUGUUAACGCUACCGUUACAUAUUUGGUGGUGGUGACUUCGGUUGACAAGCUACAAGCAGGAGCUCAAGCAAAUACACUUACUGCGAAAGUCAGUAUCUCCAUUAAAGGUGCACCCAGUCAUCCACAUGACCCACGAAGCUCAGCCGCCAUCCAACUGAUACUCUCCUUUCGAGUUUCGAGCCCAAACACUCCCCUGACGUCACCCAAGGUGGGGUGGGAAAAGGACAAUCCACUUCUACAUUACCAGAUUAACUGCUUUUAAUGGGGUGUCCACUGAUGCUGUGUCUGGCCACCCUUCUCUUCAUGAAUGGGGUGGCAACCAGAGAAACUACUUACAUGAGAACAACAGAUACAUUUACUACAUCAGAACUACCAGGUUCAGCCUUGUUUCCAGUGGGACCUGGAGCGACACAACUUUCCCUCAGUGAUGGACAAUAUCAAACCAUUCAUCUGCUGCAACCCUUCAAGUAUGCUGGAAAAACAUACAGUCAGUUCUAUCUGAGUAUGGAUGGUUAUGUUGCUUUCUUCAUUCCAAACAUCGAUGAUGCACUACCAAACCGCUAUCUCGGCCAAGACAUCAUCGCUCCACUGUGGGCUGAUUUGGAAGUUCACCAUAGAGGAAGAUGGACCUACGAGCAGGCCACAAGCGGGUCUCUUAUAGAUCAGGCUAACCGAGAAAUUGCUAGGAUGUCCCCAUAUGUGCCCUUUUCUGCUUCCUGGGUUUUUGUUGCCACUUGGGAAAAUGUACCCGUUGAAUAUUCUGAGCUCCAGUUGGCAUCAUUUCAAGUCGUCUUGGCCUCAGAUGGUGGAGACCGCUCUUUUGUCCUGAUGAACUAUGGGACCAUUCCCUACAUUCCUUCUAAUUACUGGCUGGCCGGCUAUUGCAUGGAGAACAGACAUUUUGUCACCCUUCCAGUAAACUAUGCCUAUGAGCUGUCAUCAGCUAGUAAUGUUAAUAUCCCUGGACGUUGGGCUAUUGAAUUUACAGAUCCAUCAAGUACAACAGCACCACCAGCUUCAACAACAACUCCAAUAAUAACCACAACAGCUCCAACAACAACUCCAAUAAUAACCACAACAGAUACAUUUACUACAUCAGAACUACCAGGUUCAGCCUUGUUUCCAGUGGGACCUGGAGCGACACAACUUUCCCUCAGUGAUGGACAAUAUCAAACCAUUCAUCUGCUGCAACCCUUCAAGUAUGCUGGAAAAACAUACAGUCAGUUCUAUCUGAGUAUGGAUGGUUAUGUUGCUUUCUUCAUUCCAAACAUCGAUGAUGCACUACCAAACCGCUAUCUCGGCCAAGACAUCAUCGCUCCACUGUGGGCUGAUUUGGAAGUUCACCAUAGAGGAAGAUGGACCUACGAGCAGGCCACAAGCGGGUCUCUUAUAGAUCAGGCUAACCGAGAAAUUGCUAGGAUGUCCCCAUAUGUGCCCUUUUCUGCUUCCUGGGUUUUUGUUGCCACUUGGGAAAAUGUACCCGUUGAAUAUUCUGAGCUCCAGUUGGCAUCAUUUCAAGUCGUCUUGGCCUCAGAUGGUGGAGACCGCUCUUUUGUCCUGAUGAACUAUGGGACCAUUCCCUACAUUCCUUCUAAUUACUGGCUGGCCGGCUAUUGCAUGGAGAACAGACAUUUUGUCACCCUUCCAGUAAACUAUGCCUAUGAGCUGUCAUCAGCUAGUAAUGUUAAUAUCCCUGGACGUUGGGCUAUUGAAUUUACAGAUCCAUCAAGUACAACAGCACCACCAGCUUCAACAACAACUCCAAUAAUAACCACAACAGCUCCAAAAACAACUCCAAUAAUAACCACAACAGAUACAUUUACUACAUCAGAACUACCAGGUUCAGCCUUGUUUCCAGUGGGACCUGGAGCGACACAACUUUCCCUCAGUGAUGGACAAUAUCAAACCAUUCAUCUGCUGCAACCCUUCAAGUAUGCUGGAAAAACAUACAGUCAGUUCUAUCUGAGUAUGGAUGGUUAUGUUGCUUUCUUCAUUCCAAACAUCGAUGAUGCACUACCAAACCGCUAUCUCGGCCAAGACAUCAUCGCUCCACUGUGGGCUGAUUUGGAAGUUCACCAUAGAGGAAGAUGGACCUACGAGCAGGCCACAAGCGGGUCUCUUAUAGAUCAGGCUAACCGAGAAAUUGCUAGGAUGUCCCCAUAUGUGCCCUUUUCUGCUUCCUGGGUUUUUGUUGCCACUUGGGAAAAUGUACCCGUUGAAUAUUCUGAGCUCCAGUUGGCAUCAUUUCAAGUCGUCUUGGCCUCAGAUGGUGGAGACCGCUCUUUUGUCCUGAUGAACUAUGGGACCAUUCCCUACAUUCCUUCUAAUUACUGGCUGGCCGGCUAUUGCAUGGAGAACAGACAUUUUGUCACCCUUCCAGUAAACUAUGCCUAUGAGCUGUCAUCAGCUAGUAAUGUUAAUAUCCCUGGACGUUGGGCUAUUGAAUUUACAGAUCCAUCAAGUACAACAGCACCACCAGCUUCAACAACAACUCCAAUAAUAACCACAACAGCACCCUGUCAGAUCUUGAACUGUGCUUGGGAUGAAGUCUGUAGGCAAAUAAAUGGAGUUUAUGGCUGUGCCUGUAGGUACAUUACAACGAGCAGCCCGAAUAUUUAUGGCGCCAUUGAAACAUGCUCAGGUAGUAAUGGAUCACUGUCUCUGUCUCAGUGUCAGCUCUUUGAGGCUGGAUAUUCUGUGGAAGUUCUCCAUCUUAAUGACCCAAGCUGCAAAGGAGAGAUCCAAAAUAACAGGCUGAUCUUCAAAUUUGACAGUGAUGCUAACACGUGUGGCACAACUCUGGAGAAUAAUGCCACACACAUCAUCUUCAAGAACAGUGUUGGGUCACCUAACACGACAGGUAUAAUCAGUCGUACUGGUGGGAUCAACAUCACCUUUUCUUGUGUGUAUCCAAUCAUCCAGAGCAUCUCCAUGCCCACGGACAUGGAAGUGAUAGGAGGUGUAAUCAGCAAGCAACUGUCCACUGAGGGCACAUACCAGAUCCACAUGAAACCGUAUACCGAUGCUACAUUCUUGGUUCCAUACUCUGGCAAUGUGACCCUAGAAGUGAACCAUGAGAUGUAUAUAGCGGUGGAAGUGGAUCAGUUUGACAGCACUCAGAUCGCUCUUGUGCUGGACAACUGCUGGGCCACACCAGUCAACCAGACUGACUAUUCUGUCCGCUGGGACCUGAUCAUUAAGGAGUGUCCGAACCCCAAUGAUGGCACGGUGUCCGUGUUGCGGAACGGUGUCUCCACAUCCAGCCACUUCUCUUUCAGGAUGUUCACAUUCACUGGCUUCUCCGUCAAGAUCUACUUGCACUGCCAAGUCCACCUCUGUUUGCAGAAGACAGGCAACUGUGCACUGCCAUGCCCUCGACAUCUUUCCAGAAGACGCCGAUCUGUAGAUUUCUACGACUCAGCUGCCAUUACCAUGAAAUUCUGAUUUGUUAGCUUGAAACCUACAGUGCUACUAUGUUAAUUCUUUAAUCUCUGCUCUAUGUUUGUUUAUUAAUUAUUGCUUGGAUUUAAUCAUGUAUGAAAAUGAUAUACAUUUUUUAACUACAUUUGAAGUGAUUGUAUUCCUCUAUACUUCCCUUAAUCAGUCAAAAUAAA